Messenger RNA from Dufourea novaeangliae, 3419 nucleotides. RefSeq names its product B-box type zinc finger protein ncl-1-like. Lineage: Eukaryota; Metazoa; Arthropoda; Insecta; Hymenoptera; Halictidae. The transcript has 10 exons. Gene Ontology annotation, cellular component: nucleoplasm; chromatin. The record is from RefSeq and is a predicted model, not a curated record. Gene Ontology annotation, biological process: positive regulation of DNA-templated transcription. Gene Ontology annotation, molecular function: ubiquitin-protein transferase activity; protein binding; zinc ion binding. The coding region runs from base 162 to 2987 and encodes 941 amino acids.
UAACGAGCCCCCACUGGUACCGUCCCGUUUCUCAGAGCAGACUGUUGAACGACGAGGUUUCAGUCUCACUUUAUUCUCAAUUUGUCGAUCAACGGGGGGUAACUGUUUGGUAACAGGAGGAACGAUCACUGCUGAGCAAAACAGACGGAUAAUCACAUAGAAUGGCAUCGUCCAUGGUGGCUGUUCCGUCUGGAACAGCUUCGGUCCCAGCUGGUACUGGUAUCGGGCAGAGCGAAGAGGUGGAGAAUGGAGAUGUCUUUAGCGAGCGUAGCAUAAAUGCUGUUGCCAGCUGCAACGAGAGCUCCAGUCCCGGUGAUGCUCUGGAGGAGAUCAAUUGCGGCAAUGGCGAGAAUGGAGAUGAGGAGUGCGCCAUAUGCAUGGGCAAGCUGUGCUCACCGAGAGUGCUCUCUUGUCUCCAUGUGUUUUGCGAGGCUUGCCUGGACAAACUACUGAUGGACGAGGCCGGUGAUCCGAAGGUCAGCUCGGUCCUCGUCUGUCCGAUCUGUCAGCAAGAAACUUCCAUUAGCUCUAAGGGCGCCGCGUCGCUCACCUGCGACUACGUUCUGACUAAUAUACUCGACAUGUCCGCGAUCGAGAGCAUGGCUGUGCUCUGUACCUCGUGCAAAGCCAAAGAGAGCGCGGUCGCACGAUGCUCGGACUGUGCCAACUUCUUGUGCCCGAGCUGCAACUGCGCGCAUCAGUUCAUGCGAUGCUUCGAGAGCCACAAGGUGGUCGCGUUCGAAGACAUAAAGAAGUCCAACGAAGCUAUACCGAUACAUAAACCUAUUUUUUGCGAGUUUCAUCCGGCUGAGAAUAUGAAGUUUUACUGUUACACUUGCCAGGAACCAAUAUGUAAUGAAUGUUUGCUUGUCGAGCAUAAAGCUCCUGACCACCAGUACGAACGACUAGUAGACGCAGAACCACGGCAAAAAGAAGAAUUAAUCAAAUUAGUGAACGAAAGUAAAGCGAGGAUCGCUGAUUGCGAUCAGGUGUCCGCGCAGCUGGACAACGCGCUCAGAGAGCUUCAGACGCAACACGAUCAGGCGAAAGAUCUGAUUAUAGAAACGUUUCAGAGUUACAAGGCUGUGCUAGAGAAAUGUCGUGACAACGCAUUGGUCGAGCUCGAGAAGUUGCAUUCCAACAGGGAGCUGGAAAUAAUGGAUACAUUUCACAGUGUCGAGAAGACCGUAGAGAAGAUCGAGAACGCCUGCCGUUUCACCUCAAGACUUCUGGAACACGGUGACGCCGUGGAGAUCCUUGCACUUCGUCGCAUCGUCGGGACGCAGUUAAUGAAUCUGAUAAAAAACACACCGAAGCCGAAUGUCUCCUUCUCCAUUGAAUUUCAGACCGAUUACAAUCAGUUCGAAAAAGCGUUAAAGGAGGUGUUCGGUAAAUUUCACACAGAGAGCACGCCGACGGUAAAAAGCGAACCGAUCACCACUGUGUCAGGCGUGACCACGAGCCAGCAGAUCGUUCAUACCUCGAUGGGCUGUCCCCGUUCCAUUAGCACAAGGUCUCCCAUAUCUCUUCCCGCGUCAGUGCAAUCCUCGUUCGAAGGUGAACCCCCGUUCGUUAUACCGCCCACGUCGAGUCCCCAGAAUAUACCACCUCCAGCGCCGCCCGUUUCCCUUCCGCCAGGUCCUAUCCACGGCCUCACCAGUAUUCAGGAGUACAAUCUGCAGCAGCUGGCCAGUCUGGCGGAGAAGGUCGAGAUGGUCGGAGACACAAAUGUAGUUGGGCCCAGCUCAAAUCCAAGCCCAACCCCGCCUUUCACUCUGGCAGAUUUGUUUGCCGGCGAUCUGAGCUCGACCAGCCACGCGAUCAAUAAUCUACAGGCACUGGCGAAGUUGGGGAACUCGCUUGGCAAUCAAGAUCUGGGAAACGCGGCAAUUAACGGUGGUAGCGGUUUGGUAUUGGGCAGAGGUCCGUCACCAGCGAUCGUAGACACGCCGAAUUUAACUCUGGCUGCAAACAGUCUCUUAAAUGGAGGAUUCCAACCGUUGUCGUCCUCCAGUUCACCGAUUUUGUCACAGGUUACUGAUGACUUGAUGGGAGACUCGAUACACAACAUGCCAGGGGUAGGGCCAAACACUGUUGGCAACGUAACUGGUUCUGGAUCCGGUAACUACGCCCAUCCACGGUCGAACAACGCGAAAUUAACGCCCAUGCAUAUCCGAUCUAAAUUUGGGCAGUUAGGCCCCAGUAAAGGUCAAUUCAGUUCACCCCAUGGUUUCUGUUUAAGUGCCGACGAAGAUAUCAUCGUCGCCGACACGAAUAACCAUAGAAUUCAAAUAUUCGAUAAGACUGGCAUUUUCAAAUUCCAAUUUGGUGUUCCUGGCAAGGAGGAGGGACAACUGUGGUAUCCCAGGAAGGUCGCCGUAAUGCGAAACAGCGGGAAAUUCGUUGUCUGUGACCGCGGGAACGAGCGUUCCAGAAUGCAGAUAUUCACGAAGAACGGUCACUUUAUCAAAAAGAUAGCGAUUCGUUACAUCGAUAUUGUAGCUGGCCUAGCUGUAACCAGCGAGGGUCACAUAUUGGCUGUUGAUAGCGUGUCGCCGACGGUGUUCGUGAUCAGCGACACGGGCGAUCUAUUGAGGUGGUUCGACUGCAGUGAAUAUAUGAGGGAACCAAGUGAUAUUGCUAUUAGUGGUAAAGAAUAUUUUGUGUGCGACUUCAAGGGGCACUGUGUGGUGGUGUUCAACGAAGAAGGCAAGUUUUUGCGUCGCAUUGGCUGUGACAAUGUAACUAACUUCCCGAACGGGAUAGAUAUUAGCGAUGCAGGAGACAUAUUGAUAGGAGACUCACACGGUAAUCGUUUUCACGUGGCUGUUUUCUCAAGAGACGGUUCGCUGAUUUCUGAGUUUGAAUGUCCAUACGUCAAGGUGUCUCGAUGUUGCGGCUUGAAAAUAACAUCCGAGGGAUACAUCGUGACGCUGGCCAAGAACAAUCAUCACGUCCUCGUGUUGAACACUCUUUACAUAUCAUGAAGCGAGGAGGCAGACCAAACAAGCAUGUCGGAAUUAUCUCCCGCGAGCGGAACUUCCUUGUGAGAAAACAAAAACAAUAUCGCUCUACUCUCAACGAAGGACAAAUCGACAGGAAAGAGAAAAAAAUAGGGAAAAAAAUGGAAGAAGAAGAAACGCCAUAAUUGGCGAUCACCGCGAAGUUCUUUUGAGAUUUGGGCCUAUCGAAGCAAUAGAAAAACAAGUGCAGCAUGCAGCUUUAAUAGUCUGUAACAACAAGAGAAAAAGGAACAAAAACCUUUUAAAAAAAAAGAACAUACACACACACACACAGAAGUUUAAUGCGUCCCUGUUUUAUGAAAGUAACACAACAACGUCGAAACGAUGAACAAUGGUGUGAACGUACGUCUCCGACCAACAAAAGUGAGAAGAACAAACAAACAAACAAAAAAAAAA